Molecule: messenger RNA, 354 nt
Organism: Ilyonectria robusta
Lineage: Eukaryota; Fungi; Ascomycota; Sordariomycetes; Hypocreales; Nectriaceae
Exons: 2
Coding region: 1-354 (117 amino acids)
Biological process (GO): nucleoside metabolic process
Molecular function (GO): catalytic activity
Source: RefSeq, a predicted model, not a curated record
AUGGAGGGCGCUGGGGUCUGGGACGAGGUUCCUUGCAUUGUGGUCAAGGGAGUGUGCGACUAUGCGGACUGUCACAAGUACAAGGGAUGGCAGAGUUUCGCAGCAGCGACAGCGGCCUCGGCGUGUAAGGCAAUUCUAGAAGGCUAUAUCCAAACUGACAAAGCUCCGAAUGCGUCUGCGGGUGACGACACCGGGAGCCGCAACAGUCCCACGGCCAGCACACCUCAGCAGGACCGAGCAGCCAGUGCCCCGCAAGGACCGGUUUUCCACGGGCCCAUCUCAGGCCAAUACGUCAUCCCGGGAACCCACACGACGGGAGGGACCGUCAACUUCAAUUUCGGGCCGCAGAGCUAA